Orussus abietinus is the source of this 1744-nucleotide messenger RNA. RefSeq names its product solute carrier family 25 member 40. The record is from RefSeq and is a predicted model, not a curated record. Lineage: Eukaryota; Metazoa; Arthropoda; Insecta; Hymenoptera; Orussidae. Bases 591 to 1673 code for a protein of 360 amino acids. The transcript is spliced from 8 exons. Gene Ontology annotation, biological process: mitochondrial transmembrane transport.
CAGAGGGCAGCAAACGAUGCGAUCGCGCGACCCUGCCCGUAAGCAAUCUCCCAACUCAUCUCUGGUAGAGAUGAGUGUAGGAUCCCUGAGUUAGGUCGCUGUUGUAAGUAAAUGCGUUAGCCGCCUGCAUUCUCCACCAAGAGCAGUACACAGCGCAGCACGUGAUCAUGCGUACGAGCAAUCUCCCAUCUCGUCUCUGUACGCACUCUAUCUUCAAUGGUCACCUCAUGUCGUAUGAAAUUGUAUGAAAUCCACCUAAAUAAGCAUGCUGACAAGUUGUCUAGUCUGGAGUUGAAAUCAGUAUUGACUAUUACGAUUGAUGCAACAAUCAGUGAUAAUGCUACGUGUCUCCAAGUCCCAAAAACCGAGAGCUCGACCGAUAGCCGAAUUUCGCAAUUAACAAUGGAGACGGAUAUAUAACGGAUCUACUAGCUUUCUAUUUCUUUGUCUCGUGAUAAAGUAUGGUACUUAAGAGGCCGAUAAGUUCUGGAAGGAAGCUAAGGUGAUUAUAUGCUCAGCGAAUACACCGGACAGUGGCACCACUGCCUCCAUACCAAAUUAGUUAUCUUAUAUUUAUAUUUGCUGUGAAUAUGGAAGCUACGGAAGUGGACUUGGACGAUCCAAGAUUUCGGAUCAGGCCUUACCAACAGAUGAUAGCUUCUUGUACGGGUGCUUUGAUCACGUCGAUCUUUGUUACCCCUUUAGAUGUUGUCAAGAUUCGAUUGCAGACUCAGCAGAAGGCUCUGCUAUCCAAUAAAUGCUUCCUUUAUUGCAACGGACUUAUGGACCAUUUGUGUCCCUGUCCCGAUGGCCGAAUACCUGAAUGGAUACGAGCUAGCGGAAAAUUUAAUGGAACACUGGAUGCUCUAGUUAAAAUAGGGAAAAGAGAGGGCAUACUUUCCCUGUGGAGCGGAUUAAGUCCUACUCUUGUUUUAGCAGUACCUGCAACGAUAGUUUACUUUGUAUCAUACGAGCAACUGAGGCUACACUUUAAGGAUUCAUAUAAUUCAAAAAUUCUCAAGACAAAAGAUAACAAAGACCAGCCAUUUUGGAUUCCAAUGUUAGCAGGUGGAAUUGCGAGAAUUUGGGCAGCUACAUUAGUGAGCCCCUUAGAGUUAAUUAGAACAAAAAUGCAGUCUCAGAGACUGAGUUACGCAGAAAUAGGAGUCGCUCUGAAAACCGUUGUGAAACACAGCGGAAUAUCAGGAUUGUGGAUGGGUUUGUCCUCGACUCUUCUUCGUGAUGUUCCGUUCAGUGCAAUAUAUUGGCUAAACUAUGAGACGAUCAAGCAAGUAUUCCGCAACUCCCAACAGAACUUCUCCUUCAAUUUCAUCGCUGGAGCUGUAGCAGGAUCUAUAGCUGCGAUCGUUACCAUUCCGUUUGACGUUGUUAAGACACAUAAGCAGAUCGAAAUGGGAGAAAAGGAGAUUUACUCAGACCGACCUGGACGCAGCAGCGGCACGUGGGCGAUAAUACGAAGAAUCUACGACCAACAUGGAGUUCGAGGCUUAUUUACCGGACUGACUCCUAGACUAGUUAAAGUGGCUCCGGCGUGUGCGAUCAUGAUCGCGACUUUCGAACACGGGAAGCGCUUUUUCCAGUCGUACAACGCGAGCCGAAUGCUCGAGCUCGACGGUGACGUUCACUUUCUAAAACACAAGCGCACCACGUAGCCUAAUUCGGAGGACCUUUUGACCCUGUACAUAAUGUAUCCCGGUUGAAUAGAUUUAUUUCGAAAAUCGAA